Molecule: messenger RNA, 2581 nt
Organism: Salvia hispanica
Lineage: Eukaryota; Viridiplantae; Streptophyta; Magnoliopsida; Lamiales; Lamiaceae
Product: BTB/POZ domain and ankyrin repeat-containing protein NPR1-like
Biological process (GO): regulation of jasmonic acid mediated signaling pathway; systemic acquired resistance, salicylic acid mediated signaling pathway; defense response to bacterium
Cellular component (GO): nucleus
Molecular function (GO): protein binding
Source: RefSeq, a predicted model, not a curated record
AUUUAUUACUACUUCUACUGCUGCUGAUGCUGAAUUUACACUUCCCAAUUUGCAUGAUACUGAACAGUAAAGAACGACUCUGGGUCAGGUCAACUCUCACCCAAUCACAAACUAGCUUCAACAAAUAGGUAAGUCAAAAAUUUCAGAAAAAGAAAAGGAUGCUUUCUUGUAAUUUCGUAGUGGGUUUCUGUUUAUGAAGCUCGGAUUAUCGUUUUCUUGAGCUGGGCAGGCAUAUCGGAGGAAAAAGUUGGGAUCUUUACAUAUUUUGAUCCUAAUUAUGCUCCAAAAAAUUGAAGCUUUGGGUUUCGAAAUUUAUGGCUGAAGUAAUCGAGAAAUGGGGACUUGACUUGGGAACUGUUUUGGAGAUAUUGGAUUGUUUUUCAAAAAAAAUUGGUAUUUUGGUUGAAGUGAGAUUGUUACUUCUUUUGAUAUUCAUCAUAUUUUUAGGGAUUUUGGUUUUAAAAAUUUGAUCUUGCAGUUGAAGUGAAUGGGGUUGUGUUUGGAUAAUUUUGGUGGUGGAAAUGUUGGUUAAUUUCUUAAUUUUGGGGUUUUACUUGAUGCAGCAGUUGUUUGAAGUUUGUAGUUUGUAGUUUGUAGCUUUCUUGAUUCGUAUAGUCAUUGCUUGCUAUGGAGAGUGGCAAUGAUCUGUCACCGUCCUUGAGUUUCGCCUCGUCUUCGCAUCUAUCAAACGGUUCGAGUGGCCACAAUGUAGCUUCGCCUAACGGAUGUGAAGCAGGGACUAGCCCAGAGUUGUUGAGUUUGAGUAGGCUUAGCUUGAGUCUCGAGAAGCUGGUGGUUGGUGCUGAUUAUGACUAUAGUGACGCGGAGGUAGAGGUCGAGGGAGUGAGUGUAGGUGUCAACCGUUGCAUCUUAGCUGCACGAAGCGAGUUCUUCCACCAGCUGUUUAGGAGCACGAGCAUUGAGGGAUCCGUGAGGGAAGGGAAGCCCAAGUACCUGAUGAAAGACUUGGUGCCCGUGGGGAGAGUAGGGCACGAGGCGUUUAUGGUGGUUUUGAAUUACUUGUACACCGGGAAGGUGAGGGCGUCCCCAACUGAUGUGUCCACCUGCAUUGAUGAGUCUUGCGCUCACGAUGCUUGUGGCCCCGCCAUCAAUUACGCUGUGGAGAUGAUGUAUGCUUCUGCCACGUUUCAGAUUGCAGAACUCGUGAUGGUUGUUCAGCGACGUCUCGUUAAUUUUGUCGAAAAAGCUUACAUUGAAGAUGUGAUGCCGAUCCUCAUGGUCGCGUUCCACUGUGGCUUGAACCAGCUUCUCUCGCAUUGUCUCCAAAGAGUAGCCCGAUCCGAUGUAGAGAACAUCAUCCUUGAGAAGGAGCUUCCCGUCGAGGUUCUCAACGAUGUCAAAUCACUCCGCCUCAAAUCCAGCCAAGACGAGGAGCACGACUCUGUCCAAGUCGACCGUUUGAACCGUGUCAGGAAGAUCCACAGGGCGUUGGACUCGGACGACGUCGAAUUGGUGAAGAAACUUCUCAAAGAAUCCAGUAUUUCCUUGGAUGCGGCCUGCGCUCUCCAUUACGCCGCUGCUUACUGCGUCCCUAAGAUCGUGAACGAGGUUCUAAACCUCGAAGACACGGAUGUCAACCUCCGGAACUUGCGGGGAUACUCGGUCCUCCACGUCGCUGCGAGGCGCAAGGAUCCCUCGGUCGUUGUCGAGCUGCUCAACAGGGGCGCCAAAGUAUCGGAUGCCACUGGAGACGGACAGACGCCUCUCACAAUCUGUCGGAGGCUGACGCGCCCCAAGGAGUUCAAUGAGGCGAAGAAGCAAGGCCAGGAGACGAACACGGACAGGCUAUGCAUAGAGGUCUUGGAGAGAGAAAUGCAGAGGACUCCAUUGGUCGAAAAUGUCAUCUCGUUGUCGUCGAUGAUGGUAGCUAAUGAUCUGCACAUGAGGCUUCUCCUUCUUGAAAACAGAGUGGCAAUGGCACGCUCCUUGUUUCCUCUCGAAGCCAGGCUGGCGAUGCAGAUAGCGGGUGCAGAUUCAACUAUGGAGUUCGCUGGAAUUUCAGCUGCAAAUGGCGUCUACAAGAGCUUUAAAGAGGCCGAUUUGAACGACAUAGCUUCCGAGCAUGUAAGGAGGCUCCAUUUGAGGCUCCAAGCCCUUCAAAAAACUGUGGAGAGCGGCCGUCGCUUCUUCCCCAACUGCUCGGAAGUUCUCGACCAGCUCUUGGAGGACGACACUCUAGGCACGCUACUGCUAGAGAAGGGCACAAAGGAGGAGCAACGGAUGAAGCGGAUGCGCUACAUGGAGCUGAAGCAGGACGUGAUGAACGCAUUCAACAAGGACUUGGCCGAACAAAAGUGGACGAGAAUGCCGUCGUCUUCCUCGGGCUCGAACUCCCCUAAGGGUAAUAGAAUCCAUAAGGUUAGGAAAAGAUAGGUGUGAUAAUACGAAAAUGUGAGAGAAAUAUCUAUGUAGUACUACUCUGUUAUUGUAGAUUAUUAUUGUUUGUGUAGUAUAUUUCAUUUGUGGCAGAAAAUUUGAUUUACUACAAUGUAAAUAUUACUACUAUGAACUGGGUUACAUUUUGUGAUAUAGGUAUAUAUGUGAAAUUUUUUUAGAAUCA